This is a messenger RNA of Hermetia illucens (black soldier fly), 4797 nucleotides long. Its product is annotated as limbic system-associated membrane protein. Gene Ontology annotation, biological process: synapse organization; homophilic cell-cell adhesion. Gene Ontology annotation, molecular function: protein binding; axon guidance receptor activity. Lineage: Eukaryota; Metazoa; Arthropoda; Insecta; Diptera; Stratiomyidae. The transcript has 9 exons. Bases 1587 to 3020 code for a protein of 477 amino acids. Gene Ontology annotation, cellular component: plasma membrane; neuronal cell body; axon. The record is from RefSeq and is a predicted model, not a curated record.
CACGGAAAGCUCACUACUUCGUUGUGACUGUUAUAAGAGAAUUUUCGAAUUUUUGUGGGAUGAUCCGGGUCAGGAAUUCAGAAACAAUUUCACAAACAGUCAUCGUGAUUCACUUCUAAUCGAACGGACGUGUACGUUGCGGAAAGUUUGAAAUCGUUGAAUCUGCGGUUUGUUAUCUUGUUUCUGAGAAUGAUUCAGGUUUAUCAUGCAUCAGAUACCCGGAAUCUUUCCAACAGUGCCGGAAAGUGCAGCUAAAAAACCUUAGAAGAGUGUUUGGAAAAUCUAUUAGACGAAUCUAGAUAGUCCUGAUUUUUGGUGGAAAAAAUUCAAGUGGAAAGCUGGAUGAAAGUUUAGUGUGAAUCUGAAGAAAGUUGAUGCGAAGAGAAGGCCCCAGUGUUUGUGAAAGUGCGGUGGCACCCUCUGUAUAUUUGUACAGUGAAGAAAGUCAUGCAAUUCCAAAUUACAUUGCAACACUUUAAGCUACAGAAGUGAAAAAGGUGAUUGUGUAACGUGUGGGAAAGCUCCACUGUGUAAACAUUCGAAUUGGAUUACAACGUAUACGAAUCAGAAAACAGCCUUCAGAUUUAAACGAAAGUGCUAUGAUUGAAAAGACGCUAAGCUGCCUAUCGUUCUAUUCAGUGCCAACAGUAUAACGAAAGACUUAAAUAUCCAUGCAUGCAUAACAUAUCAUCUUAACCAUGAUCUUCAAAAAGCUCAUUAAGAAGGUGCAGGCAUAGAACUAAUACACAAUCGACAAUCUUAAACUGCAAACGUAUCAUUCAGCCAAAGAAGAAAGCAAUUCCUUUCACUCCUGGAUGAAUAAUUCAUCCAUUUUCCCACCGCCUUACGCUGAAAGGAUCGACAGGCUCGACCGUAAGUGCUGAAACAAAGACGCCUAUUUAAAGUUUACAAAGUCAAGUGUAUUACAAGGAAUCAACUGAACGUGGCCCGAAUGCAUGGGUAGUGUGAGAAGUGUAAGUGCUGCCGUUAACGAUCCACUUGACUGGUAUUCGCAGUAUUGGCCGUGCUAGUUUCGCUUUACGACCGCCUUAUGCCGGAGAACGGCUCCGAUUAUUCGCUCUGACAGCUAUUUCAGCUAGUUGGUGUGCUCCUGAUACGUCCCAGAUGUGCCAACAACCGCGCGACGGAAGCUAAAACGAUUCUUUCCGGCACCUCACUUCACUCCACAGCCAUUGAAUACAUCCACACUACGCUAGUGAAGAAUUAAAUCGCAGCCAGGACAUUGUGCAGGACUCACAUUCCUCUCGUGACACCCAUUAUGAACAAGUAGCUGUUUUGUUGUAUUAACUCCACUUUAGAAAUUUCGCAAGCAAGCGGAUCGCGAACGACGAGGACAUACCAUACACACGGAAAGAGUGUGGAAAAAAUCAGGAUAUAGGGAACAACUACCCUCUGCAUUUCUAUUGUGCAUGCAAGCAAUUAUUUAGCGCUAAUAACAAGGAUUAUAGAAGACAGCAGCUCACUCGAAAGAAUUGCAAGGAUACGAAAAAUAAAGGGGGUUGCAACCAGCAUCGUCGCAGCAAAACGAACAGAAGAAACGAGGACACUCAACUGCAUCAGACAAAAUGCAACAACAUUUACACUGUGAACUUCUCUUUGGGGUUUUACUUGCAGCCAUUGUAAGCGUGCAUCAUGGAAUAUGCCAACACAUCGACUCGUACAAUUCACCGGACCUGGACAGUUCAACGAUAGCACCAAAAUUCAUAUCACGUGGACAUCUCUAUAAGGCUAUUAUCGGCGAGACAAUUGAACUUCCUUGUAAAGUUCAAAAUCUUGGCAAUUUCAUUUUGCUAUGGCGCAAAGGUACGGCUGUCCUGACAGCCGGCCACCUGAAAAUCUCACGUGAUUCCCGCUUUAAGAUUGUCGGCGACUAUAAUCUACAAAUCAGCAAUGUACGAACGCAGGACGCCGGGGACUAUAUUUGUCAGAUUGGUGACCAGGAGACAAGGGAUCAAGUGCACACGGUGGAGAUUUUAGUUCCACCGACGUUACGUGCACUACCCCACAAUGGACAAGUAACGGCCCGGAAAGGGAGUACGGUAACAUUAGAAUGUAAGGCGUCCGGAAAUCCUGUUCCCACCAUCUACUGGUACAAGAAGGACGUGUUUUCUGGAACAACUCAUCUAUCCGACAGCUCAACCUUAAUCUUGGACAAUGUUGACCGACAUCAUGCAGGCAUAUAUCAGUGUUCGGCUGAUAAUGGUGUUAAAGAACGUGUCUCCAUGGACAUCCAGCUCACCAUAUUGUCCCCACCAGAAAUUAGUGUGGAAAAAUCUUGGGUCCAUGCCAGCGAAGGAUAUGAUAUCGAAUUGGUUUGCAUUGUACAUGGCGAUGUUAAUUCUGAGAUGCUCUGGUAUCAAAACUCAUUUCUUCUUGAUCCAACCGAUCGGCGAUCAAUGCACAGUAAAGGGGAUCGGUACAGUUUAAUCAUAAGGAAUUUCCAACAUUCAGAUUUUGGCAACUACAGCUGUGUAGCGGACAAUGCCCUUGGAAGGACUAAAAAAUAUAUAGAAGUAUCAGGACGACCGGGACCAGCAGAAUUUAUUUCGCCAGCAAUGAGUGGAGCUUUGGAUCAUUAUAAUUUAACAUGGACAAUUGAAUCGAUACCACCGUUAGAAGAAAUUAAGUUACUUUACAGGAGGCUGCUGAUGAACGAAUCCUAUCAGCAUCCAGGCAAAUGGCAUGAUUUUUGGAUAGCACCGCCACCAAUUCGAUUGGACGCUAGCCACUUUAUUAUGUCGCAUGUAAUUCGCGGCUUGGAACAUAAUGCGGUCUACGAGGCAAUUGUGCAAGCGAAAAAUCGAUACGGAUGGAAUGAGAUAAGUGAUAUUCAUCAAUUCUACACAAGAGAUCACAACGUCCACUUUGAUGUAGAUGAAAUGGAAUACAAAGUUGGCGCCUCCAGCAACUUCGCCCGACGAAUUGCAACUCCCAUGACAUCAUUAUUAUUAGUAACCUUCCUAGUCGUAAUCCACAUAUUCAUCGAUUACAAGAAAUAGGAGCUUUAGAGAUAAUUUUGUAAAAAUCUUAUGUGGGUGAAUUAAAAAGUAAGAAAUGACUCUGUACAUGUAAUAAGUAGGAAAAAAAUAUAUUAAAGUGUUUUAUUCUCUAGUCUCUGUUUUUAUUUGACUCUUGUACGUAUUGGGGUAAUAUUUUGUAUUAAACCGUGACAUUGUUUUUAUUCAAUAUUUGUGUCAUUACUUUUUGAAAUGAUACAAUUGAAAGUGCCUUAAAUUGUCGAUUAGGAAUGAAAAUAUGUAAGAAUAUUAUAUGCAUUAAGUCAUUUUAAAAAUUGUUAAGAUCAUUUUCGUUUCACAUUGUGUUUCGUGCACGGAUAAGAUUUUUAUUUUAUUUAUAAAUUUAUUUAUAAAUUGUACUUUUACCAGGUUAGACAAAUUAAUUUUAAUUCUUUAAUUUAAAAGUGGAAAGCACGAUCAUUUUACGUAUAGGAACUUAUCAGAAGAAACAGAAGCCACUAGUCGUAAACUCAUCGAUGCAUGAACCGUACAUAUUCAUAGGAACCAGUAGUGAACGCCGAAAUUCCUAAUCUCGAGAAUCGUAUCCACAGGUUGUAAAAACAAAGCAAAUUAACAGAAACCUUUGAUAUUACAAGCAUUUGAAGAAAAGCUAUCGAAACCUCCUUGGAAGGCUAUAAAUCAAGCACUGAAAAUAUUGAAAUCUCAAAAACAUGUAACACUUGGAGACAGUACUGUAAUCUAGUCAAUAGAGAAUCUAAGAUUAUAUUAUAUGAAUGUGAUUUAGGACAAGUGAAAAUAUUAAAAAUGUUUUUAUACAUAUAAAAGGAAAAACUACUGCUAAAUCUUAAAGUUAUAAUUGUAAUGGAUAUUGAGAAAUAGGAGAAAUUUAGCGUGUUUAAGAUGUACAGAACUAGUUUUAGUACAAUAUAAAGGAAGCUAUCUCGUUGGUAUCUAGAAACUAAACAUACCUAGUAAAAGUAUAGAUGACGCUAAUGUAAUAGACAUAAUUAUACGAAAUACCAUAAUUAGGCUUGACAUAGCCUCGUAACAAUUACAUAGAAGAUAUAUUUAGAACAAGGAAUAGAUACUGAAUAAAUCGAAACUAUAUGGAUUCGACAUGACUCUGUAACUCUGACUGAAAAAAUGGUAUAAAAAAAUAAAUUAAAAAAUAUCCUUGAAUUCGAUUUGAAUUUCUGUUUUAUCAUUAAAUUAUAAAUUAUUUCAAUUCACUAUUUGUUGUCUCACGAUACGGAAUUGAAAGAUAAAUAUAGCGGAAAGUGAAGUUUAAGGUAGCAAAAAUAGGGGUAGAUGAAUAGAAAAGAUGAACGACACGGCACCCGUUUUUUGGCCUAAUUUUUUAAUAAGAUUAUGAUAAAAUAUAUCUUGAUUAAAAUAUCAAUUUGACUAUUUUAUUUUAUUGAAACACCUUAGAGACAAUUGUUUCCUUCUCAUCUCUUUAUUUUAUAUAAUUUUCUCCCAAAACAAUGAAAUACAUCUGUAAAAAAAUAUAAAUAUUAGCUUCGAGGAAUACUAUUUUAAGCUACACUUAAAGAAAAGAAAAUCAUCAUCUAUUAAAACCGCAUUAUAAUAAACGACUUGUGAAAUAAGUUUUAUUUUCAAAAAAUGCCGGCGAACACCCAGUUAAAUUUAAAAUGAAAAUAAGAAAAUGUGUAGAAAAAAAACUGAUAUCAAUGGAAAAUUUAAAAAAUGUGGUUAACUAACUUAGACCCCCAGAAAAAGAUAGUAAAAUGUGUAAGCCAAUAGAUGAAAAUAAAAGAAAGAUAUGAUUAUAGUAAUA